This is a messenger RNA of Oppiella nova, 2008 nucleotides long. The record is from the annotation of a GenBank genome assembly. Lineage: Eukaryota; Metazoa; Arthropoda; Arachnida; Sarcoptiformes; Oppiidae.
GUUAAUGGCCAACAAUGGGCCCCAUUUCCUACCUUUUAGAGAUGCGGCGUUUGGUCCAUGCAAUUAUCACUUGUAUAUAAUUGACUGCUUUAAAGCCAUUUCUAAAGCUAUGAAACACAAGUUUUUAGACUUCACUCACUUUAAUAUUGAAGAGUACCAGUACUUUGAGAAAGUGGAGAACGGAGACCUCAAUUGGAUAGUUCCCAACAAAUUCAUAGCAUUUUGUGGUCCGCACUCCAAGUCUGUGGUCGAGAACGGCUAUGCAUUGCAUUCUCCCGAAUCUUACUUCACUUACUUUCGCAAACAUAAUGUCACAACAAUUAUAAGACUCAAUAAAAAGCUUUACGACGCCAACCGAUUCAUCGACAAUGGCUUCGAUCACAGGGACCUCUUCUUCAUCGACGGAAGUACUCCAAGCGAUGCCAUUAUGAGAGAGUUUCUCGAAAUCUGUGAAAAUACUAACGGAGCCGUUGCCGUACAUUGUAAGGCGGGUUUGGGUCGAACCGGGACACUGAUUGCCUGUUGGAUUAUGAAACACUAUAAGUUUACGGCCGCAGAAGCCAUUGCCUGGAUAAGGAUCUGUAGACCCGGCUCUAUCAUAGGCUUUCAACAGCACUGGCUUCAAGAGAUCUGUAGACCCGGCUCUAUCAUAGGCUUUCAACAGCACUGGCUUCAAGAGAAGGAAACCUAUCUCUGGCUUCAGGGAGAUAUUCAUCGAAAUAAAAACUCGAAUAAAAUACAGAAUAUUAUGAAUAACAACAAUGACGAUGACAUAAUCAAUAAGAAUGUCAGUGAAGGCUCUCUCGUCAAGUGUCACAUUCUGGACAACGAUAACAAUGCACUGAAUGUUAUCGCCGGUGAAGUCAAGUCUCUAUAUCUGAGUGACGACUCACCGAAGUGUGAGACCAACGACAGGGGUCGCAAACCACGCAAAUGCACCACUAAUUUGAAUAACUCUGCGAACGAGGAGUUGGAGACACAGGGAGACCAACUCAACAGAAUCAAAGCCCAGCGCAGGAACGCCAGGUCUGCCACUACGGCUACCACUCCAUCAGUGACUGUUAAAUUGGAUGACGACAUGCGUGCACACCGACGGUCCACUUCUCAGCCAAAAGAGGAUAUUUAUAUUUCUCCCCUAAAGUCACUGUCACUCAAGUCUCCAAUAAAGAGCACAACUGUUUCCAUAUAUAAUACAAGAUCUGCCAUCAGAAGAGGCAAAACAGUUGCCAUUGAAGACCAAACGGACGACAACCAAACCGAUGACACAACCAUUACAAGCGUUAAAUAUUUGAAGCAAAUUAAUCGUGACUUAAGUAAAACAAAGAGUCACUUGCCUUUGAACACCAAAACUGGCGUUUGGCGACACAUUGUCGUUCCCAUACAUGUAGUACCCGUUCAAGAGAUUAUCUUAGACUCUGCCUCUACUUCUGCUUCUACUUCUACCUCUAACUCUGACAUUAACUCUAAACCCAAUUCUGGUUCUAUGAAUGUCUCGAAUUACUCGUACUUCAGACGAAUCCGGACGCGGUCUAACUCUCCUCUCACUCAUAAAAUACUUAACAAAACUUCAAACUCUGCUAAUCAUAACACCGCAAACAUUAAUACUAAAGUCACUAUUGAUAACAAAUCUGAUAUCAAUUUGAAUUUGCUUUCAAACAACAAUAAUAUGCCAAACUCAGCAACUGGUAUGCAAUCGAUUGGUGUGUCGAAGCCAUUGGUUCGGUGACAGUCUGGCAGCUUGUCGUGUAAAAGACCCAAACGGACGCAGACUAACAGAGUCUUAUGCAGCAAAUCCAGCAAAACAGUCAAACCUUCCAUUCCUCCUAAAUAUCCUUUCAGUAAAAAAUCGAGAAAAAUGUGUCGAAAGAAUAGAAAGGUUUGUAACAAAACAACUAAACCAAAAUCGUCGGCAAUGUCUCUGUCUGUCUGUUCCGGAUCACCAAAAACAGUAAAGAAAGUGAAGCAAUGAUUCAAUGAUUCAAUACUUUAUUCUAUAAUUUGCUUUAAG